Hevea brasiliensis (rubber tree) is the source of this 1185-nucleotide messenger RNA. RefSeq lists its product as uncharacterized. Lineage: Eukaryota; Viridiplantae; Streptophyta; Magnoliopsida; Malpighiales; Euphorbiaceae. The record is from RefSeq and is a predicted model, not a curated record. The transcript is spliced from 2 exons. The coding region runs from base 196 to 966 and encodes 256 amino acids.
UCUCAUAAUUGAGCUAUAUUUGAUAAUUCCAAUUAUCCAAAAAGAUUUUCUAUUGACCCUUUCAAAUUCGAUCGCCAGUCCGACUGGGUUUACGCACUCGCACCACAUUUUGCCCGCGAGAUGUCCUUCUCUCGUCUGCCUUUCGAUUAAUUCAUUCUCCUUCUACCCUAAAUUCACACAAAACCCCAAUUCCUGAUGGCGCUUUUCGUCCACACACCAGAGAUCUCCGCCUUGAAAAUUAUCUUUAAGCCUAAUCCCAACCCUCGCGUCAUCAAGAGCCUCUCGGUGUCGAGAAGUGAUGAAAGGAUUGGGUCUAGAGCUAGGGCUGCAGCUAGGAUCGGUUUUAAAGGUUUUGAGGAUAGGGUUUCGCAGUUGAAUCAAAACACGUGCUUGUACGGUCAAUUUUCGGCUCCGGUGAAGCAAGAAACGAAGCUGAGCGAACAGGAAGAGGAGAAGCAAAAUUACUAUGUAAAUUUGGGCUAUGCGAUUAGGACUUUGAGAGAGGAGUUUCCCGAGCUCUUUUAUAGGGAGCUUAGUUUUGAUAUCUACAGGGAUGAUGUCGUAUUUAAAGAUCCACUCAAUACUUUUGUUGGCAUUGAGAACUACAAAUCAAUCUUUUGGGCUCUGCGAUUCAAUGGAAAGCUAUUUUUCAGGGCUUUGUGGGUUGACGUCAUCAGUGUGUCGCAACCUGUGGAGAAUGUCAUAAUGGUUCGAUGGACUGUGCAUGGCAUCCCUCGAGUCCCAUGGGAGAGUCGUGCCCGAUUUGAUGGUUUAUCUGAGUACAAACUAGACAGGAAUGGGAAGAUCUUUCAGCACCGAGUUGACAAUGUUGCGUUCAAUUUACCUCCAAAGUUUCGUGUUUUGGCUGUGGAAGAAUUACUACACUCUGUUGGUUGCCCCUCAACUCCAAAACCAACUUAUUUUGAAGUUUCAUCUUCUUCUUCAGAGAGGAAAUAUAGUUCCUAAAGCUCUUUUCAAAUUUUGUUGUCUGUUGGAGUAAAUAUUGAGCUUGCGCUUGGUCCCCAUCUUUCACUGUAUAAAACUCGGCUUUGAUUACCCAGGUUGGCACGGGCUGUAGCAAAUACAGAUCUGUUGGCCAGUUGUUAUUUUUGCCUUAUAUUUCCUGUGUUCUGUAAGAUUUGUAUAAAUCUUGUAUAUAUCAAUAUGCGAGUUAAAUUUGAAGGA